Messenger RNA from Megalobrama amblycephala (Wuchang bream), 1492 nucleotides. RefSeq names its product collectin sub-family member 11 (gene colec11). Bases 431 to 1279 code for a protein of 282 amino acids. The transcript has 10 exons. The record is from RefSeq and is a predicted model, not a curated record. NCBI's taxonomy places the organism in Eukaryota, Metazoa, Chordata, Actinopteri, Cypriniformes, Xenocyprididae.
AGUUGUCUGGGGAUCUGGGAAAGGAACGACAGACCGCCAUCAGUCUUGAACCUUUUUUGGCCGUAGAGACACAUCUUAAGCAAAGAAGCAAGGAUUGUUCAGGGCAGGUUUUCUCUUCAGUGAGCAUAGCGUGCAGAAAAUGGAAAAAAAGGAGAGUGGAGCUGGAGCGGAGUGAUUACACAUCAUUUUGAACAGAACUUGACAAUGUCUCCCUAUGAAGGCUUGUAUGGAAAAGUGCAGUGUGAAGAUUCUUCAAAAAAUUAUCCUUUCAUCUUUCACAGCAAAUGGGUUUGAAACCACUUGAGGGGUAUGUGAGAUGAAAAAUUUCAGAGAGACCACCAGUGAGCAAACCUCCAUUAACUCACUUGGAUCCAUGUACUGGCUGGGUCUGCUGCAUAUUAUAUAGUGGGCUUUGAAAUUCAACAUAAGUAUGAGUGGAGAGAAGUUGGUGGCUUGCCUGUUGGUCACUAUGUUAAGUUUGACACUAAUGAGGUCAGUUUAUGGUCAGCACAUGCCAGAAGAACCAUGCUCAGUCCAGAUCCUUGUCCCUGGACUCAAAGGUGAAGCAGGAGAGAAAGGAGAGAAAGGAGCACCUGGGAGACCUGGGAGAAUAGGACCGCCUGGAGAGCCAGGUCUUCCCGGGGUCAAAGGCCAAAAAGGUGGUCCUGGACGUUAUGGGAAGAUGGGUCCCUCUGGACUCAAAGGUUUAAAAGGUGAUAUGGGAGAUCCAGGACCCAAGGGCCCAGAUGGAGAGCCAGGCGUCCCCUGUGAGUGCGCACCCUUACGGAAAAUGAUCGGUGAAAUAGAUAUUCAAGUGGCGCAAUUAACCAGUGAGCUGAAGUUCAUUAAAAAUGAUCCUCAUUUUUCAGCACUGCCCUCCCCCGCAGCUGUCGCUGGCAUCAAAGAGACAGACAGCAAGGUCUAUCUGCUGGUGAAGGAGGAAAAACGCUACAGGGAUGCGGAGGUGUUUUGUCAGGGGCGAGGUGGACACCUGGCCAUGCCCAAGGAUGCGGCGGCUAACAGAGCCAUCGCUGGCUACGUCACUGAAGCUGGCCUCAGCAGAGUGUAUGUCGGCAUUAACGACCUGGAGCGAGAAGGCCACUUUGUGUAUGUGGAGCGUUCGCCCAUGACCACUUUCAGCAAGUGGAGGGAAGGCGAGCCAAACAACGCUUACGACGACGAGGACUGCGUCGAGAUGGUGUCUUCAGGCGAGUGGAUUGAUGUAGCUUGUCACCUCACCAUGUAUUUUGUGUGUGAGUUUGACAAGGAUGCUGUCUGAAUUCACUGAGCAUCUGUAGGGCGGAAAGCCAAAUACAAGUGUUUAAAAUACUCUAGUAUCAAAAAAUGUCAAUGAAAAAGGUGCAGCAUUUCUACACUCUAAAAAAUAAAACAUUGGUUCAACAAAAAAAAAUAUGUUAACGUUUUCCACUAGAAUUUUUAACUUAAGCCAAUUGGGAGAAUUACAUUAAUUCAAAGCAAUAUUUUCAGUUGA